This is a messenger RNA of Spinacia oleracea (spinach), 2183 nucleotides long. Its product is annotated as heat shock cognate 70 kDa protein. NCBI's taxonomy places the organism in Eukaryota, Viridiplantae, Streptophyta, Magnoliopsida, Caryophyllales, Amaranthaceae. The record is from RefSeq and is a predicted model, not a curated record. The coding region runs from base 168 to 1883 and encodes 571 amino acids. The transcript is spliced from 3 exons. Gene Ontology annotation, molecular function: ATP-dependent protein folding chaperone; ATP binding.
CUUUGGAGUGGUAAAAGCCUAAAACAACUUCUUUGCGGUAAACAAGUAAACAGUUCUUGACUUGUUCUCACUACGGAGCUCACUCAACCUUAUAUUUCUGCUGAAAUUUCCAAAUUUUACACUCAUAUUCUCUCAUCAAAAACCUUUCUACGCAGAAAUCAAGAAAAAUGAAACCCAAUCGCAACAACAAGGUUUCACCUGUGGAAAAAGUGCAAUGCCACGCAAUUGGGAUCGAUUUGGGGACAACAAACUCAUGUGCUGCAGUGUGGAAACGUGGUCGUGUUGAGAUUAUUGCUAAUGACAAGGGCAGCCGAACUACACCAUCCUGUGUCUCCUUCACUGAAACUGAACACCUCACUGGGGAUGCAGCCAAGAAUCAGAUUGGCUUAAACUCUGCUAAUACCAUCUACGGUGUAACGAGGCUUAUAGGAAGGACAUUUAGCGAUGAAUCAGUACAGCAUAACAUGAAACUGUGGCCGUUUAAGGUUGUUGCUGGUAUUGAAACUAAAAAAGACAGGAAGCCAAUGAUUGCAGUCAGCCACAAGGGUGAAGAGAAACAGUUUUCUGCUGAGGAGAUAUCAGCUAUGGUGCUGAUGAAGAUGAAGGAGAGCGCUGAAUGUUAUCUUGGUUCAAAAGUGACAGAUGCAGUUGUAACUGUUCCUGCUCACUUUAAUGCUUCACAGAGGCAGGCAACCAAAGAUGCGGGUGAUAUAGCAGGCCUCAAUGUCAUUCGUAUUAUAAAUGAGCCAGUAGCAGCUGCAGUAGCUUACGCUGUUAACAAGAGAAAGCAAACAUCAACCAAGUUGGCAGAGAAAGUAAUUAUUUUCGACUUUGGUGGGGGGACUCUUGAUGUGUGUUUGCUUACCAUUGACAAGCAUGACUUUAAAGUUAAAGCUAUAGUUGGUGAUGCCUACCUUGGUGGAGAUGAUAUUGAUGAUAGAAUGGUGAGUCACUUUGCGGGAUAUUUUGAAAGGAAACAUGGUAAGGACAUCAGUGGAAAUCCUAGGGCUCUUGCGAGGUUAAGAACUGCUUGUGAAAGAGCAAAGAGGGAACUUUCUUCAGCUUGUGAGACGACCAUUGAGAUUAAUUGCCUUUUCGAGUCCAUUGAUUUCUUUUCUGUUGUCAGUCGUUCACUUUUUGAGAAGUUGAAUGUUGAUUUGUUCAAGAGAUGUAUCGAUUGUGUGAAGAAAUGUGUGCAGGAUGGUGAAAUGAAAAUGAGUGAUAUUCACACGGUUGUCCUCGUUGGUGGGUCGUCCAGAAUCCCCAAGGUCCAACAAAUGUUGCAGGACCUUUUCGAGGGAAAGAAGCUCUACAGAGACAUUAACCCUGAUGAGUCAGUCGCGUAUGGAGCUGCAAUCCUUUCCAAAAUGCUGUGUGGUGAGAAAAAUACUUCAAACUGUAAAUUUGCUGAUCUUACUCCUUUGUCCCUGGGUGUUGAGGUUUAUGGUGGUUGGAUGAGUGUUGUAGUUCCGAAGAACAUAACCAUCCCAACCAAAAAGACAAGAGGGUACACCACUAAAUAUGACAACCAGACCACCAUCAGAUUUUCAGUGUACGAAGGUGAGAAACUCAAAGCUAUAGAGAACAAGCUCUUAGACGAGUUUGAUUUCACCGACAUUCCUAAAGCACCUGCAGGUAUACCGAAAUUUGAUGUCUAUUUUGACAUCAACAGCCUUGGUAUCCUGACAGUGACAGCAGAGUAUAGAGGCACAACCAACAAACAGCAAAUCACCAUUACUAAUUGUAGCAGCACGGGCCAGUUUAAGAUUGCGCUUGAAAGGAUGAUUAAAGAUACUAACAAGAUAAACCCUAACAACUUUAUGGCAUUUGCAGGUGCAAUGCUCAAAAGCAUUCGCAACAAGUUGAAGCAGAUGGCUUGCUGAGCUACUUUUAUAUCUGAGACAGAUAGGCUACUAUCGCGAACUCAUUAAGCAACGCUUAUAAUAGACAGCAGAUGUUGUGGUACUUAGUUUAAGUUUAAUACAUAGAAUAGAAUGUUUCAAUUUGGAAUAUUGCUACAAUAUUAACCUCUGAAGUGUGAUAUAGACCUUGCAGUUAUCCAAGUUAAGAAUAUGUUAAUGCUAAGAUUUUGCUAAGAGCGCGUGAUAUAUUACUUCCUUCUUGUUUGUGUAAAAACUAAAAAGGUUUAUUGAAAGCAUAGUAAGUUACAAUUCUUUCUCUCA